Molecule: messenger RNA, 7891 nt
Organism: Chelonia mydas (Green sea turtle)
Lineage: Eukaryota; Metazoa; Chordata; Testudines; Cheloniidae
Product: GON-4-like protein
Exons: 32
Coding region: 169-7326 (2385 amino acids)
Biological process (GO): regulation of DNA-templated transcription
Cellular component (GO): nucleus
Molecular function (GO): transcription coregulator activity
Source: RefSeq, a predicted model, not a curated record
CAAACAUGGCGGUGCCGGCGCGCGCUGCUCUCCACACGGGAGCCCGGACGUAAUUUCCGUUUCCCGUUGGAGGAAGCGGCGGCAAGCGGGACGGGAAGAUGGAGCUGAAGAGUCUGGUCGGCGUGGGGGUUACGGCUUCCCGGGUGGAGCUGGGGGAUUGGUAGCAGAAUGUCGCACUCGUUGAAGAUGUUGCCCUGCAAGAAGAGAAGAGCUGUUGCUGUGGAGCCCCAGAGUCCUUCCGUCGACUUGAGCUAUCACAAGGAGGGUGCAGCUCUCCUCUCAGAUGCAGAGUCUGUUAAACUGGAAUCUUCUAAUGCUAGUCGCGCUGAGGAGCUCAGAGACUCUGUAUCAAAGCACUGGCUAGUGAGCAAAAUCACAGAUACUCAGCCUAUGUCAGCUGCCGACAAGCCUGGUGCACAGCCUGCAUGUUCUGCAAGCACUACUGUCACACUGGAUGAGGAUUUGCCCUUUUUGGAAGCCACUGAUGGUGGAGCCUCUAAGGGAAACAUAAUCCCAGGAAAAGGGACCUCCGAGGCAUGUAGCCAAAGGGCUUGGAAAGAACCAGUGGACAAUUUCCUGAGGAGUGGGAAAAGAAUCACAGCGAAGCAUAGAUCAGAUCUCAGUCAGGACAGUGGUGAAGGUCAACAGAACACAAAAGAAACUGCGUCCGCAACUGAAUUUCUUGAGCAGGGUAAGAAUCAAGAAUUCACUGCAGAAGGGAAAUCUCCUAAAUUGCAUACAGAGGUAGAAGUAAUUUUGCAGACACACCCCCAUCCAGCUGACAAUCACUCUCCAAAACAAGUGGCCCAAGUGAGAAGUUCCUUGCUGCUGCCGAUUAGAGCUCCUGCCACGAUCAAGUCACUAAAAAACACCAAAACUGGGGAGCAGCUGCAGCAGACUGAUGAGGAAACUGAGGACGUUGGGCUGUUUAUUCCACUGGAGGAGCAAGAUGGAGAUGAAGGUGAGAGGAGGAAGAAAAGGAGGAAGGCAACCAAACGUAAACGUGAAGAGAGAGGCCAAGAAGAGGAGGCGCCCUUGGCUUGUGACAUCAAACUAGAUGACAUGCUUGAUCGCACCUUAGAAGAUGGAGCGAAACAGCACAACUUGACCGUCGUCAAUGUGCGAAAUAUCCUCCAUGAAGUGAUCACAAAUGAGCAUGUGGUUGCCAUGAUGAAAGCAGCCAUCAGUGAGACAGAAGACAUGCCCAUGUUUGAGCCAAAAAUGACUCGCUCUAAACUGAAGGAAGUUGUGGAGAAAGGAGUGGUAAUCCCUGCAUGGAAUAUUUCUCCAAUUAAGAAGGCUAAUGAGAUCAAGCCUCCUCAGUUUGUGGACAUUCCCCUUGAAGAAGAUGAUUCAUCUGAUGAGGAAUACCAGCCUGAGGAUGAGGAUGAGGAUGAGACUGCUGAAGAGAGCUUGUUGGAAAGUGAUGUUGAGAGCACUGCCUCUUCUCCUCGGGGAGCAAAGCGGUCUAGGACAAGGCGAUCAUCAGAUAUGAUAGAGACAGAUGAAGAGGGAGCAACCCUAUCUGAGGUGGAGAAGGUUUCUACACCCCUUAUUAGGCAUAUUAGUGCUGAAGUGGUUCCCAUGGGACCUCCACCACCACCUAAACCGAAACAAAGCAGGGAUAGCACUUUUAUGGAGAAGCUGCAUGCUGUGGAUGAGGAACUGGCCUCCAGCCCAGUGUGCAUGGAUUCCUAUCAGUCUCUGGAUGAUAGCCUCAUUGCUUUCCGCACCCGAUCAAAGAGACCCUUGAAGGAUGUUCCUCUUGGUCAAUUGGAGGCUGAGCUCCGUGCCCCAGAUAUCACACCAGACAUGUAUGACCCAAAUACUGCAGAUGAUGAAGACUGGAAAAGGUGGCUUGGGGGACUUAUGAAUGAUGAUGUGGAGAGUGAAGAUGAGGCAGAUGAUGAUGAUGACCCUGAGUAUAACUUCCUGGAAGAUCUGGAUGAACCAGACACAGAAGACUUCAGGAAUGAUCGUGCUGUGAGAAUCACCAAGAAAGAAGUAAAUGAACUGAUGGAGGAGCUGUUUGAGACCGUAAGGUUCCAGGAUGAGAUGGGUUUCUCCAACAUGGAGGAUGAAGGCCCAGAGGAUGAGGACACUGUUGCAGAGUCACGGCCGAAUUUUAACACACCACAGGUGCUUAGAUUUGAAGAGCCUCUGGCCAACUUACUGAAUGAACAGCACCGGACAGUGAAGGAACAGCUUGAACAGCUGAGAAUAAAGAAAUCUUCGACCAAGCAGCCACAGGAGAUGGAGAGGUCAAAACCUCAAAUUGAGAAGCCACUUCAGACCCUAGUUUUGGACAUGGGGCAGAGAAAGAGGCUACAUCAGCAAAUGCAGCAGCAUGUCCAGCUCCUGACUCAAAUACACCUUCUCACCAGCUCCAACCCUAGUCUGAGUUCAGAGGCCAGCACCACGAGGAUGUUUCUGACUGAGCUGAGUAACUUUGCUCACAGUUCCAUGCUCCUUCGUCAGCAGUUCCAUCCCAAGUUUCAAACAGUGUUCCAACCAUGUAACUUGAAGGGAGCGUUGCAGCUCAUUGAAGACUUUCGUGCCCAGGUCAAAGAUGAUUGGAGCCCUCGCAAAACUGUGAAGAAGAGUGCAAAUGAAUUCCCCUGUCUUCCAAAGCAAGUGGCAUGGAUUCUGGCAACGAGAAAAGUCUUUAUGUACCCAGAGCUGUUACCAAUUUGCUCCCUGAAGGCAAAAGCCCCACAGAACAAGAUUAUCUUCACAAAGGCAGAGGACAAAUUGAGACGCUCCAGGGAUGUUAACAGAUGUGAAGGACAAGCUGAGAGCAUUUACAGUUUCUUUUGGUUUGAAUCAUUGUCUGGCAGAAUUAUUUUUCCUUUCAGUUUAUUAGCUUUGGGUCUGAAACACUUUGAAGGGACAGAGUUUCCUAAACCUUUGAUCAGCAAGUAUCUCCUGCCAGCAAAGACUGCGCACCAGCUGACAGUGCGAAUCAAGAACCUCAAUAUGAACCGUGCCCCUGACAAUAUCAUCAGAUAUUAUAAAAGAACAAAGCAAUUGCCCAUUUUGUUCAAGUGUUGUGAGGAGAUCCAGCCUUCUGAGUGCAAACCCCCUGUGGAGAGGGAAGAGCAGCAUUUGCCAUUCUGGCUGAAGGCAAGUUUGUCCUCCAUUCAGAGGGAGCUGAAGCAAUUAGCAGAAGAUGCUGGGGAGGCAGCAGGUUCACCCAGUGCAGAAUCUGCUCUUUUGAGGACAGAAAAAGAAACUUUGGAAUCACAAUGUGAUGAAAAAUACCCUCUGCUCAUGCCCAAAGGAAUAGUGCUGACACUGAAGCCCCUUGCCAACCGUUUCUCCAGGAGAGCUUGGAGGCGGCAGGGGUCUGCAGCCCUGAAGCCCCUACUCAUUCGACCGAGUCCUGGUCUGCAGCCGAGUGCCAACACUAUUAAUAUUCAGAAAGCUGCUGUAAAGUUACCCCAAUCAGAAGCUCCUCCUAGCAAAGUUGUGGUUCAAAUUCCCCGGUUAAUCCAGCCAGCUACAAUUAUGCAGACUGUGCCAGGAAUGCAGCAUUUGAACAUCCCGUCAGCAGUAGGAAGUGGCGAUUGCUUUGAAUUUCAAAGCGUGCUCUCUACUUUACAGUCUGAUUCCAGAACUUCUCUUCCAGCUGCUGUACCACCAGCACUAGUAUCCUCAACACCUGUGACUUUUCAGACAAAAAUGCUGCCAACGUUGACUGCAUCAAAAAUCCGCAAACCUUGUGUCCGCAGGGGAUACCAAAAGAAAAAAGGAACAAAAUCCACCCCUUUGAUAAAGGCUGCCCCUUUGAUCCAUCCAGCCCCUGUCAUCUUUACAGUACCUGCUGCUGCAGUGAAAGUGGUUAGUAUUGGCAAUGGCUGCAAUAUGAUUCAUCCCGUAAACACAACAGUUGGCAGGGGCACUCAGGCUAUUCCAAUUACAACUUUGUUGGUAAAUCCCACCACCUUCCCAUGCCCAUUAAACCAGCCUCUAGUGUCCUCUUCCAUUCCUCCCUUGAUAGCCUCUCCUAACUCUGUAGGUCUUCCUGCUUCAUCAACGGCUGAAGACAAAGAGCAGUUGAAUCCAGUCACUUCCUGUCUUGCUGUAAAUGAUGAAAAUUCUUACCCUAUAGCUGAGCCUAAAGUGGAACCCCAAGAACUUUACUCUUCAUGUUCUGCCAUCUCCCCCAAGAAGGAACAUAGCACAGGUCCUGCUACUCCAGACAAUGACAGCCAGGAGAAGGUUAAAGAGAGUGAGUGCUAUAGUUGGAUAGUUGUGGAGACAGUGGAGAAGAAGGCCUUGGAGCCAUUACCCAUGGACCUCUUACCUCAUUUGGAGGAUUUAGGAGAAACAGUGAAAACUGAACCUGAAGAUCCCAGUGAUGCCCUUGAAGAAACAAACCCAACACAAGAGAAGAAAAACUUGAAUGCUGAAAUAAAGGAGGAGUUCAUACUGGAUCUAGGGCAAGAGCUGGACAUGGAGAUCACAUCUGAGCAUCUGAGUGAACAGAAGGAAAUUAAAAAAGAGUGCACGUCCCAUCAGGAGAAGGGACAGGAGAAAGGACGAGAUGUGGAGGCACCCACCCAGGAUGAGCAGCAGUUGGAAGACAUUGAUACAGCUGGGGUGGAAAUGAGCAAUGAGUCUUCCAAGAAUGCCUCUCACUCAACGGAUGUUGAUGCAGAGUUUAGUAGUCCAUUGGGGAAACCAGAGGACUCAUGCAGUGUGGAUGGUCAGUCUGUAGGGACACCAGCUGGCCCUGAAGCAGUGGGAGAGAAGGAUGGACAAGAAGAGGAAGAGGAGGAGGAUUUCGAUGAUUUUACUCAAGAUGAGGAGGAUGAAGAAGAAAUGUCAUCAGCAUCAGAAGAGUCCGUGCUUUCUGUGCCAGAACUUCAGGAGACAAUGGAAAAACUGACUUGGCUUGCAACGGAGAGGCGUCUGAGCCAGGAGGGAGAUUCUGAGGAAGAGAAUUCCCAGGAAGAGAACUCAGAGCCGGAAGAGGAAGAGGAGGAGGAGGGAGAAGGAGACGGAAUGGAGAGUUUGCAAAAAGAAGAUGAAAUGACAGAUGAGAUAGCUGAAGAUGCAGCAGAGGAACCCAAAUCUGCCUUCACUUUUACAAAGGUUGCCCCAGAGGUGGAAACCAACAGAAUGCCACCAGAUGAGAAUGCCAAAGUGCCUGGGAAAAACAGGAACGCCCACAGAGCCAGGAAUAAGAGGGGACGGACUCGUGCCAGCAAAGACACCUCCAAGUUGCUGCUGCUGUAUGAUGAAGAGAUUCUGGCGAGAGACCCUCUCCGGGAACAGAAGGAUUUGGCAUUUGCACAGGCCUAUCUGAACAGGGUGCGCGAAGCUUUGCGGAAUGUGCCUGGGAAAUAUGAAGACUUCCUUCGUGUUAUCUAUGAAUUUGAGACCAGCACCCACAAGCCAACUGCUGUGGAUCUGUAUUCCACUCUCCAGACCCUGCUGCAGGAGUGGCCGCAGCUGCUCACAGACUUUGCUGCCUUUCUUUUGCCUGAGCAAGCUCUGGAGUGUGGAUUGUUUGAAGAGCAGCAAGCAUUUGACAAAAGCCGGAAGUUCCUCAGGCAGCUGGAAAUCUGCUUUGCUGAAAAUCCCACCCACCAUCAAAAGAUCAUCAAAGUGCUGCAAAGCUGCGCAGACUGCCUCCCGCAGGACAUUGCAGAGUUGAAGACCCAGAUGUGGCAGCUGCUGAAAGGACAUGACCACCUGCAGGAUGAAUUCUCCAUCUUCUUUGAUCAUUUACGUCCAUCAGCCAGCCGCAUGGGAGACUUUGAGGAGAUCAACUGGACAGAGGAGAAAGAGUAUGAGUUUGAUGGGUUUGAAGAGGUGUCGUUACCAGAUGUAGAAGAGGAGGAGGAAACCCCCAAGAUGCACACAGCCUCGAAAAAUAAAAAGAGGAAAGAGAUUGGAGGCCAGAACAAUGACAAGGAGACAGAGUGGGUGGAUGGGGUGAAGGAAUGUUUGUGCUCCUGCCAUGAAGGGAGCAGUGACCCCAAACUAAAGAAGAGCAAGAGGAGGACCUGCAGCCAUUCCAGCUGUAAGGUGUGUGAUAGCAAACCCUAUAAAAAUAAAGAUUCUCAAGAGCUCACUAACAGCCUGACUCAACGAGAGUUAAGCCCUCAGCCUGAAGGGAAGGAGCUUGGGACAUGUAAGGAGCCUGCAGAGGAGUCUCUGGAGUACAGGGAUGAAGUGGAGAAUGGCCAGAGCAGAACAAAAACCAUGUCUAGGAAAGCAGACUCCCUGGCUUCAGGAUCUCAACUAGAAGGACAGUUGAUCUGCUGCAGAGGUGUCUCUUCUGAAGGAGCAUUGCCUAAUAGCAGGGUCCUAGAACUGAGCUCUACGGGAAGCCCUCUGUGCUCUGCAAAAGCUGGGGUCACUGCUGUCGUGGACACUGCAAAAGAAAGUCAAACUGGAAUUACUGACUCUGGAUUUAAUAUAAAGCUGCCUCAACAGAACGAAAGCAACCCUUACGGUCUAGGAAGUGAUAGUGAGACAAGAUUAAACCAGAGAUAUGGAGGGACUGGAGACGGUUCCCUUGACCUUGCCAAGCAUGUUUUAGGGUCUGAUUCAGCUACAAGGACAGGCUGCACGGGAGCUGAUCGCUUUCCUGGAAGGAGUUCACAACAGAAGAUAGCCCUUCAGUUCAAGUCAUCAGUUAAACCUGGACACGCUCCUUCAAAAUCAGGAGGAAGAGAAAUGGAGAGAUUAUCUUUCCCUCUGGAAGGAAAAACUGAAGUGAGGAGGAAUUGGUUGGGAGCAGUUAGAAAACUCAGGCUGAAGACACUGGAUAAGAAUGUCCACUUGCAGGUCCCCAGUGACCAUGUACUAUCAGAAGCAGAUGGUACUGGCUGCAUUGGAGUCUCUCCUUUUGGCCGGGAAUCACAGAUCAGAUUAAAGUCAGAUGAAAGUAACUGCUGCUUCAAGGUGCAGCAACAGUUUGAAGAGCUGGAAUGUAGAGCAGUUCCUUCCGACAUGGGGCAAAGGGAGGAUGAGCAGCAGCAGAAAAUCAUGGAAGCCACCGUGUGUGCAAAGAAUAGCAAAGUCAGCUCUACUGGGGAGAAGGUUGUUCUCUGGACCAGGGAGGCCGAUCGUGUCAUUCUUACAACCUGCCAGGAGCGAGGAGCCCACUUGGAAACCUUCAGUGCUAUCUCACAGGAACUGGGCAAUAAAACUGCUAGUGAGGUCUCCCAUCGAUUCAGGGAAUUGAUGAGGCUCUUCCAUACAUCCUAUGAUGGAAGUUCUGAGGAUGAGGAAGAUGCAACAAGCACCAGCAAUACUGACCAGCUGUCAGAUAAGGAUCUGCUCCUCUCUGAAGAAGAACAGGAUGACUAAACACCUUUGUGCUGGUGGACAAACUAACUAGUACAUCACAAAUGUAGGUACUAGCCCAUUUGCUGCUAGAGGGAUGCUCUGGUGGAGGCAGGAAUAUUUGCACAGGACUGUAACUUAAAAUGGCACCUUAAUUUUUGGGAUAAUCUUGCUACAUGUAUAACCAACUAAAUUCAUUCUACAGGAGCACAGGUCUAAUGUUUGAUACACAAUUAAUAGGAUAAUGUAAUACCCUGGCAGCUUUUCAUUCUGCAAAUGUGACCUGCAUGACAAACUUAAAAAGAUUCCACUAGGGCAAGGCCUUGCCUCUCUGUGUAACAAAGAUUUAAAUUGAACAUCCUCAUGAUUUAUUGCAGAUACAGCAAUAAAAAACUUGUAAUUACUGUAUCAUAAGAUGUGUCUUGUUAGAUGAAGUAAAUGCUUUCCCACUCUCAAAUUUUGUAAAUUCCAUUACUGUCCCCUUUUUAUAUCUGGAAAGGCUAUAAGCUGAAAUGAUCCAUGUUUAUUGUUCAGUCUCAUUCUAAAGCAUAAUUCUGUUGUGAUAAAUAAUGGACAAUGCUGAUGUAAA